GUGCGACCAAGUCGUGGACGCGCGGGAGCAGAAGGCUUAGCAGAGAGAGAGCCUUCCUUGGCUGGGACUUAAGUUAAGGGUGUGUGCUAAUUAGAUACGCAUGUAUGUGCGUACGGAUAACUACUAACUACUCUGUGGCUUUUGAUCAUCUCUUUUUUUGGCCCGGUUAUCUAUAGAGCAGACGCAGCUUUACUUUUGCUCCUUUUCUCUCUUUUUUUUUUUCUUUUUUUUCUCUUUUUUCUUCUCUUUUUUCCUUUUUUCUCUCUCCUCAAUUUGACAACCCACUGCAUCUCAGACCUUUCUAAGCGGCACAGCUUCCUGAGAGAUUCCUCGGGUCGUGGCCUAAGGCCCCGUGUCUCAGCCAGCCAGCCAACACCGCUUCUUCCUUCCAGUUGCGGCACCGACAACCAUCGUUCGCUUGAAUCUCGGUUUUUCCAGCCCAUUGACGGAUAUCUCACUCCACAGUAGCUAUCUGCCUUGGCAUAGAUGCUCUACCAGUCCCACGACUAUAGUACUACAACAUUGCCUUAACACGUUCGCGUGCUCGACCAUCAUCUCACUCGCAAGCCCUCAACAUGGUCCGCCUAUCGUAUUGGGUGACCCCCAUCCUCGGCGGCAUCGUCUGGCUGGCUACCCUCCUCGCCCUCCUCCUCUACUGGAUCGUCCACGAGCACAGGGUUCACUAUUCCUCCAUGGAGCCCGCCCAGACCAUCGCCUACAUCAGCGAUGUGGGUGCCUCCGACCUCAAGCCGCUCUUCAUCGUCGGCUGCGUCCUCACCACCGUCCUGCUCGACCUCUCCUUUGCCGCAGACCGCUGGCUGCGCCAUAGGGGCCGCCUGGCCCCCAACACCAGGACCCGUGAGAAGGUGCUGUCGGGCCUGACCAUCGUCUUUGCCAUCGUCGGCACCGCCGGCUUGAUUCUGUUGAGCAUCUUCGACACUGCCCGCCAUCCGACCCUGCACGACAUUUUUCUCUUCUUGUUUAUCGUUGGAUACGUCCUGUCGGCCAUUUUCAUCUGCUGGGAGUACUGGCACCUCGGAAGGACCCACCGCGAGACCCGCAUCCUCCGCCUCUCCUUCUACAUCAAGCUCGUCUUCAUCGUCGUCGAGGUCGUCCUCGCCGUCGCCUUCAUCGCCCUCUCCCGGACCGGCCACUACAACUCGGCCGCCGUGCUCGAGUGGAUCAUCGCCUUCGUCUUCGCCGCCUACAUCUUCUCCUUCUACGUCGACCUCUAUCCGGCCGCCAAGACCAAGCAGCAGCAGCAGCAGCAGCAGCAGCUGGAUGAGAUCACCGCCCGGAACGGCCACGGCAAGGCGCUCCAGAUGCGCCUCACCCGCGGCAGGGAGCCCGCGCUCGCGCACCCCCCGCAGGCCGGCUCGUCGCGCUACGACGCCUCGAGCGACAUGGAGAUGUGCGCCAGCGAGGGCACCCUGGGCACGGCGCCCACCGCCUCCUUCGAGGCGUCGAGGGCCGCGCACGGCCGCAGGUCCGGGUCCCGGAGCCGAGUCAUGGCGAGGAACUUUUAGGUUCGGGUUUUCCGUGCUAAAAAAAAGAGGUCGCCGGAGGGGAGGGCUUAGGAAGGUGUAUUGACAAAGUUGCUUCGCAUCGGGAUAUCAUACGGUUGGCACCUGCAUCUGCACCGCGUAGUUAUAUUAAGAUAC
Messenger RNA from Thermothelomyces thermophilus ATCC 42464, 1661 nucleotides. RefSeq lists its product as uncharacterized. The record is from RefSeq and is a predicted model, not a curated record. The transcript has 3 exons. Bases 576 to 1526 code for a protein of 316 amino acids. Gene Ontology annotation, cellular component: plasma membrane. Lineage: Eukaryota; Fungi; Ascomycota; Sordariomycetes; Sordariales; Chaetomiaceae.